GCCGGAGAGCGGGUGCACGUGCACAGUGCAGGGAGAGGAGCCUCAGGAAGUGUGCUAACUGGAUGUGGGGGCAGUGCCAUGCCGACGACGUGCUCUUGGAUCCAGAGGAGCGGCUGCCUUCGGCGGCUUGUUAGCCCGGCAGAGGACACCCGCAGCAGGGAACAGACGAGGGUUGAAAAGAAAAGAAGAGCGUGGCCGAGGACCAUAGUCUCUUUCGAAAAAGUCCAAAAAACUGUCGAGAGAAUCCACAGCGAGAUGACGCAACCAAACUUGAUAGUUCAUACUGGUACUCGAUUGGCUGUUUAGCGUGUCCCGCCCAUUGUUCACUGACCGUUCCAAAGGCAACGUGCGGUUGCAGAACAACGGCGUCAUGGAGGCGGGCUGCGUGGUUGCCGCGGUGAUUGAGAACGCCGCCUCAGGACCCCGGGGGGAACCAGGAAGUGGUCACGUCCUUGAGGGAGACGUGGCACCAUUCAGUCACUUGAACAAAGGCGAUGUCUUACCUCAAGCUACCAGCAGCAGUCCUGCAGAUGAGAGACAGCCACAGGAGAUACAGGUAAGGAGCAAUGACAUCACGGAGCGUCCGGCCGAGCCCCUCCUGAGGUCCUGCGUCAGCACAGCGAGCAUGAAGGUCAAGAACGUGAAGAAGCUGACCUUCCCCAGAGGUCACUUUCCCCGCCUGGAAGACUGCGCCCAUUUCCACUAUGAGACUGUUGACUUUGGGAACGUUGAGCUGGCCUUUGCAGAGGGGCAAAGUGAAGGACCAAAGGCGGGACAGGACGCCAAAGAACUGCUCUUUCUCGUCCAGAUCACCUGCCAGGCGCGAAACUGGAUGGUGAAGAGGUCCUAUGAGGACUUCCGUGUGCUGGACAAACAUCUGCACUUGUGCAUCUACGACCGCCGCUACUCACAACUCACCGAGCUGCCCAAAUACGAUCCAGUGAGGGACACAGCUGAGUCCGUAACCAAGAUGUUGGCCACCUACUUGUCCCGCUUCUCAGCCAUCGCUGACAACAAGAUCAACUGUGGUCCAGUUCUAACAUGGAUGGAGAUCGACAACAAGGGCAACCAUCUUCUGGUGUCUGAGGAGGCGUCCAUCAAUGUCCCCGCCAUCGCUGCCGCCCACGUUACUAAACGCUACACAGCUCAAGCUACCGACGAGUUGACUUUCGAGGUGGGGGACAUUGUGUCCGUCAUUGACAUGCCUCCCAAAGAGGACACGGGCUGGUGGAGAGGGAAACAUGGCUUUCAGGUGGGUUUCUUCCCAUGUGACUGUGUCGAGCUGAUCAACGACAAGAUCCCUCCCAGUGUUGAAAGCUCAGUGCCCAAACCAGUGUGUAAGAAGCACGGAAAGCUCGUUACUUUCUUGAGGUCUUUCAUGAAGUCGAGACCGCCGCCGCAGAAGCUACGCCAGCGCGGGAUCCUCCGGGAGCGAGUGUUUGGCUGCGACCUGGGCGAACAUCUUCACAACUCCCAGCACGAAGUCCCCCAAGUUGUUAAGAGCUGCGCUGAGUUCAUCGAAAAGCAUGGGGUUGUGGAUGGAAUCUACAGGCUGUCUGGGAUCUCGUCCAACAUCCAGAAGCUCAGACACGAGUUUGACUCCGAGCAGAUUCCCGACCUGAGCCGAGACGUCUUCAGACAGGACAUCCAUUCGGUGGGCUCCCUCUGCAAGCUGUACUUCCGAGAGCUUCCCAACCCUUUGCUCACCUACCAGCUGUACGACAAGUUCUCCGAGGCUGUGUCUGCACCCACGGAUGAAGAGAGACUGGUUAAAAUCCACAACGUCAUCCAACAGCUGCCUCCUCCACAUUACAGGACACUGGAGCACCUAAUGAGACAUCUCUCCCGCCUGGCCACGUUCAGCCCGGUCACCAACAUGCACACCAAGAACCUGGCCAUCGUCUGGGCGCCAAACCUGCUCAGGUCCAAACAAAUCGAGUCGGCGUGUUUCAGCGGCACGGCGGCCUUCAUGGAGGUCCGCAUCCAGUCCGUUGUUGUAGAGUUCAUCCUCAACAACACAGAGGCGCUCUUCAGCUCCAAACUCAACGCCAUCAUACGGGAGAGCACCGGUAACAGCACCUUAUCUCGACCCAAGUCUCUGCUGGUCUGCUCCCCGUCCACAAAGUUACUGUCUCUGGAGGAGGCCCAGGCCCGCAGUCAGGCCCAGCUGAACUCCCCCGCCACCACCCCGUGCCUCACCCACAGUGACUACAUAGAGGUGGGGGAAGGACCCGGAGCGCUGCUGGGCAGGUUCCAUACGGUCAUCGAGAUCCCGCUAGAAAGUGUCAAACGGGUUCCUUCCAAGACCAAGAAGUCUCCUGUGGGAAACUGGCUGUCCUUCUUCCACCUGGGCAAGUCCAACUCUGUGUCCAAGCGUAAACUAAAGCGACAUCCCAGUGAGCCCAACGAGAUAAAGAGCAUCGCGCUGCCAGGCGGGAGAGGUGACAGCGGUACAUUGCGCUCCACUAAAAGUGAAGAAUCUCUCAACUCUUUGCACAAUAUGGCAGGAGAGCCUCCAAAGUACCACCACCUCCGCCCUCGUUCCACAAGUGAGGCCAUUUCUGCAUCCAAUAGAGAAGACCUGUGCAGGAGCAUCAGAAAACUCCCUUUCAGUCCCAACGGUGAAGACGGCGUCCGCGCCACCCUUUCCACUCCGCACCAGGAGGACGACAUCGACCUGCGUCCGCCGGCUGCUGGGAUCUCCACCCUGGACUUUGACCCCAUGUCCUUCCAGUGCAGCCUGGCCUCGGCGACGCCCCAGCUUCAGCGCGGCAAAGUGAGGAACAGCGCCGGGUGUUCCAGCGAAUCGGAUCCGGUCACCUCUCCGGACAACAUCAACAGUCCUCUGUCUCCAGAGCUUAGCCCUCCUUUUACGAAAGCGGUGACGUCUGACGGGCCUUUGGCAGAUGGGAAGGACUCCCGAGCGCCUUACCGACAUCGCAACCCGCUCAGCGCGGCGAGCCAAGCCUCAGCGAUGACGGAGUCUACGCAGAACCUGCCCGAUCCAGGAACAGAUAGACUCAUGAGUUCAGUGUCUAUUCUCCCUCCUCACCCCUCCCCGACGAGCGCUGCACGCAAGUUGGCCCUGGCGCUGGCCGAGUCGGCGCAGAAGGCCAGCCGCGGAUCCCAGAGACAAAGAAACCACCGGGCUCAUCCCCUCCAAAGACAAGAAGCUCAGGACAGACCCCCUCGGCCCUCCGCCCUGGAUCUCAACGUCUACACGCAAAGGUGGAUGCCGGAAGACAGCUUCCACGCCUUCCAGUUCCUGCCCGCACACGCCUACUCGCAGCCGCCGCAGUUUUUCGAAGGACAGGACAGUUCGUAUAAUUUCACUCCGAAUGUCAGCCCGCUCGGGUCCGGGAGCCUGGAUGAGGGCAGCGCAGAAAGGAGGGGUUUUGAUGUCCCACCAGACAGACCCACCUACCACAGCGUGGGCGUGUCGACACCCACCGAGCCUGUCUGCUCCGCCCACAGCCCCAUAGCCUCUCCCAUAUACGCCAACGCGGACACAGUCGAUGUCUUUGAUUUCCGCGCGGUCCUUGCCGAGACCGCCAUGCCCGCCUCCAUCGAGGAAGUCCUUCCACGGCCGUUCCAGUCCCCGUCAGCCCGUCGCUACGGCUACAGAGCCCUCGGCCAGCUCGAUGACGUCUACCACAAUCUACAUCGUCAGCAUGUUCAACCCGCAAGGAUGUACAUGUACCCUCAGCCCGUGGCUUUGCCCCGUCACGUCUUGGGUCCGAGACACGUGUACAGGCAGUCCUCGGAGAACCGCCUCCCUCUCUCACCCCAGUACAGACGCUACCACCGAGGGGAGCACCCUAUGGCUGCCAGACAGCGACCACAAAGCCCCUGGCAGAGGUCAGAGGACGGACUUGCCCCGCACCCCGCCAUCAGGAGGGCUCGCUCCUUCCACGCCCCGCAGAUCAGUCGCUACGAGUUAGCCGCCGCCGAUGUCAUGCUGCCCGGCGCCAUGUUUUUUUCCGAGCAGGAGGCGCCCUAUCAGAGGCCGCCUCACUUCGAGGAUGUGCAUGUACCUAGCAACCCCUACUCGGACCUGAGCCCUGGCGACGUCCCCCGUUAUCCUUUCGAUCCCUUCCAACGCAGCAGUAUUCGCCAAAACCAGCCUUACAUGACGCCUUCCGCGAAGGAAAGUGUCGGAUUCUACCAGUACUCUCCUCGCCACGGCCGCCCCAAGACAAGGGGCUGUACGCGGAAAGGCUCGCUUGUCAGAAGCCGGAGAAUGAAAGUGUCCGUAAACACAUGUACUCGUCGCCAUCGCUACAACAGUCCCGUCUCUCCGGCUGACUCGACGGGAAGGGAGAUCAUGCACAUAAGGAGCAAGUCGGAUCCUGGAAACGGGAUGCUGUCUGCGGACAGAAGGGAAAGCCAAACAGCUGUUAAGGCUACAUCGCCAGGGUCCCACCUUGGGGAGCACCAAAUGGCCCGACCGUCGUCAAAGCCGGGGCCGCCCCGGCGCGUCGUCAAAAGCAGCACCCCGCAGCAGGCGCCGCUCCGUAAAAUCCCGUCGCUUCCCGAGAGGAGCUUCGCUAAGCUCGCGCAGCACGGCGACAGCAGCCAAUCUCGCGGCCACAAGCCGGAUCAGCCACAGAUGGCCGGCGGCGGCUACAGAGCGCCGACGAGAGCCGACGUCCUCCGGAGACCCGAGCGCUCGCAGAGCACGAGAGAAAGUCGCCACCAUCACGCCAAAUCGCCGCGGGAUGGCGAACACGCCGGAUCCUUUUCCACCCAGCCCAACAGAAGGACUCAGAGCACUAAAGUCAGGCCCACACAAAAUGACCACAGGCUGGGGGGAUAUCCCCCCGCUCCCAGGCCUAAACCCACCAGAGCCAGUAAAGCCGGGCCAGGAUACUCGCCGGGAUGGGACGAGGGCGCUCCCCACGGACACAGACCGCUGUCCAAGGCUGUGGCUCAGGAAGCUUUUUAUCAUCCCGCAGUAAGAACUCAAGCCGGAGUCCGUGAGUGACGACUGUUUAUUUAUUUAUUGUUUUUUAUGCGAGUCCACACUGGGGCCAAAGGAGAAGAGCACUUUAUCCUCUGCCAGACCAUCAGACUGUUUCACUCAAAGUCUUUAUUGUAAACCUUCAGGAGCUGCUAGGUCGUGUCACCUCCACCAAUGAUUCUUUCCUGUAAGGGAUCAAAAAAAAAAUCACAAGGGAAUACAAGGUACACUUUUAUCAUUUUGGAUGUUUAAAUAUGCUUAAGAAUGUGUAUGGAGUGACUUUAUAAAGAUAGCACGGUAUGGGCCUGAUCUACUAAAGGUUUGCGUUAGAGAUGUCCGAUUAUAUCACGCUGCCAGUACUAUAAAUUCUUUAAAAUGUGAUAUCGGAAAUUAUCGGUAUCUGUUUCAAAAAGUAAAAUGUAUGACGUUUUAAAAUGCUGCUGUACGGAGUGGUACACGGACGUAAGGAGAAGUACAGAGCAGUUGCGUCUCCCAGUCAUACUUGCCAACCCUCCCCAUUUUCCUGGGAGACUCCCAAAUUUCAGUGCCCCUCCCAAAAAUCUCCCGAUUCAACCAUUCUCCCAAAUUUCUCUCUGCUUUACACCCGGACAACAAUAUUGGGGUCGUGCCUCAAAGGCACUGCCUUGGUGUGCCGGCCCAAUCACAUAAUAUCUACGACUUUUCACACAAACAAGUGAAUGCAAAGCAUACUUGGUCAACAGCCAUACAGGUCACACUGAGGGUGGCCGUAUGAACAACUUUAACACUGUCAUAUGUAUGCGCCACACUGUGAACCCACACCAAACAAGAAUGACAAACACAUCCGCACCGUAACACAACAUAAACACAACAGAACAAAUACCCAGAACCCCUUGCAGCACUAACUCUUCCGGGGUGCUACAAUAUACACUCCCCGCCCCUCCCCACCAACCCCGCCCACUUCAACCUCCUCAUGCUCUCUCAGGGAGAGCAUGUCCCAAAUUCCAAGCUGCUGUUUUGAGGCAUGUUAAAAAAAAUAAUGCACUUUGUGACUUCAAUAAUAAAUAUGGCAGUGCCAUGUUGGCAUUUUUUUUUCCCAAACUUGAGUUGAUUUAUAUUGGAAAACCUUGUUACAUUGUUUAAUGCAUCCAGCGAGGCAUCACUACAAAAUGAGACAUAAUAAUGUGUUCAUUCCACGACUGUAUUUGUCGGUAUCGUUUGAUAUCGGAAUCGGUAAUUAAGAGUUGGACAAUAUUGGAUAUCGGCAAAAAAGCCAUUAUCGGACACCUAUAGUUUGCGUGUAUUAAACCGUGCAAACUUGAUAGCGUACGCCAAUCUACUAAACUCGUGGUCUUUUAAGUGAGUAAAAUAAGGUGCGCGAUCCAUUUAGCGUCAGUCCAUUUAGAAUAUAACAUGUGCACAGUACUGGAAAAAAUACUUUUAUAAUCAUUUAAGCAAGGCAAGUUUAUGUAUAGAGUACAAGUCGUACACAAGGCAGUUCAAAAUGCUUUACAGAAAAUUACAAGGCAAAAAUCCAUCCAUCUUCUUCCGCUUAUCCGAGACCGGGUCGCGAGGGCAGCAGCCUAAGCAGGGAAACCCAGACUUCCCUCUCCCCAGCCACUUCGUCUAGCUCUUCCUGGGGGAUCCCGAGGCGUUCCCAGGCCAGCCGGGAGACAUAGUCUUCCCAACGUGUCCUGGGUCUUCCUCGUGGCCUUCUCCUUAGGACGUGCCCUAAACACCUCCCUAGGGAGGCGUUCAGGUGGCAUCCUGACCAGAUGCCCGAACCACCUCAGCUGGCUUCUCUCCAUGUGGAGGAGCAGCGGCUUUACUUUGAGUUCCUCCCGGAUGACAGAGCUUCUCACCCUAUCUCUCAGGGAGAGACCCACCACCCGGCGGAGGAAACUCAUUUACCCAUGAUCUUGUCCUUUCUGUCAUAAACCAAAGCUCAUGACCAUAGGUGAGGAUGGGAACGUAGGUCGACUGGUAAAUUGAGAGCUUUGCCUUCCGGCUCAGCUCCUUCUUCACCACAACGGAUCGCUACAGGUCCGCAGGCCGCGCCCCCUCACAGACUGCUUCUAAAAUGCCCAUAAAUAUCGGUACACGAUGGUUUUUCUGCAUGUUUUGACCACGAAUGCGGAGUGAAUGAACGUCUCCAUGGUGAAAAGCCGCGUAGCAAAAGCCAAAACGUCAUUUAAAAAUAUUCCAUACUUGCCAACCUUGAGACCUCCGAAUUCGGGAGAUUUGGGGGGGGUACAUAUUUUCAAGUAUUUCAUAUAUAUAUAUAUAUAUAUAUAUAUAUAUAUAUAUAUAUAUAUAUAUAUAUAUACACACACACACAAA
Molecule: messenger RNA, 7279 nt
Organism: Nerophis ophidion (straightnose pipefish)
Lineage: Eukaryota; Metazoa; Chordata; Actinopteri; Syngnathiformes; Syngnathidae
Gene: arhgap32a
Product: Rho GTPase activating protein 32a
Biological process (GO): small GTPase-mediated signal transduction
Cellular component (GO): cell cortex; nucleoplasm; fibrillar center
Molecular function (GO): GTPase activator activity; protein binding; phosphatidylinositol binding
Source: RefSeq, a predicted model, not a curated record